Molecule: messenger RNA, 1338 nt
Organism: Notodromas monacha
Lineage: Eukaryota; Metazoa; Arthropoda; Ostracoda; Podocopida; Cyprididae
Source: the annotation of a GenBank genome assembly
AAUUUUCAGAUUCGAACCGAAGUGAAGAAUGAGUUCGUGUCCAAAAAUUAACGGCCUCUCGACGCUGAUAUUCGCUGUGGCAGUAUCUUUCGCUUCUUGUCAAAAUCAUGUGGGAAACCAGGGAAGAUUCGAAGGCUCAUCAGGUGCGAAUCCGUCUACUGGAUUGCACCUCGACACGAGCUUGCUGCUCGAUCCCCGUUUGAAAGACCUGUAUCAGGUCAUCGAAGAACCGUCUGAAGCCGAGAAAAUUGCCCUGCUGCCAACUUACACGAAAGAAAUGUCGCCUUCGCAAAAUUUCCGACUCGACUCGCACAAGAAACGCCACGCCAUUCAUUCCCCGCCGGCAUUCGAGCAAAAAUUUGUUCAAGUUUCCAACGCUCUGGAUUCUGUGUCCUCUCUAGAAACCAAAGACGACGUCUCUGAAAGGACUGAUAAAAUUUUGAGCAAUCUCGAGGAAAUCAAGGAAAAGCUUAGGGAACUCGGACAACUCUUGACUUCGGAGUCUGGUGGACACAUGAGACAAGCUGGUGCACUGGGAAUUAGUCUGGAUGCCACGUCUGUGCUCGCACUUCUCACCAUGGGCGCAUAUCUCAUCCGAAUGGUCCUCACAAUCCUCCACGUCAGCCAACGAUCCCUGUCGGCGUUCAGCCCUGUCGAAAUCGAAUCCGUGCUUCCGGUCAUCUCGAAACACGUGCCGACGAGUCUCGUCGACUGGCUCCUACUUCCCGUGUCCAGUGACGUGAGUGUUACCGAGAAGGAAGGCAGAUCCUUGCCCGAUGUGUACAAGAAUGCCACCAGACGGACCGGUUUCUGGUGGGGCCAAUUGAGCAAAUUGCCCGGGGAACUGCAGACCACUUGGGAUUUGAGCAAACACCAGAAGCCGGAAUGUUUGCGUAGGUUCAUUUGCCAGCGACUGGCCAAGGUCCCGCCGCAUAAGCGUCAGCUGGGCGAUGACUUGGUGGUUUGGACCAUGAGCGGGAUUGCUUAUUACAAUGGCAAACCUGUGAACAUUUUCGUCGAUGAAAUCGACAACAAAUUGGCAGCGAACCAAGAGGUGAAUUGCGAAGCCUUCAGCGAGGAUUGCUCGGAAAGAGAAUAUCGAGAAGGACUUCAGCGAGGACAGCUUUUAUCAAAACUCCAAGGGUUCCUGGCUCGCUGGAUGACAUCCUAAACACCGAAAGAAAUAAACAAACAAAUUAUUCUCAAAACAAAUGAUCGUCACUACGCGACUGUUCAGCCAAACUUCUUCCAUGUUGAAACCUGAGAAGAAAGAUAAAUUCUGACUUGUGAUUUUGUGAAGACGAUUCGUGAUCGUUGCGUUACUGUUUGUGAUCGAUG